AUGGAUAAAAUCGGCGGCCUUCUUGAGAUAUUAGCAAGCAAACCACAUGAGAUAGAUCCAACUGAAUUUUAUGACAUUCUCAAGUUAUUCAACUCUACGAAUCAGCAAGAUUUGCUUUUAGUCACAUUUUUAACAAAGGCAUGCCUUGAUUUUGCAUUGAAAAAUCUGUACAAUUUUAGUGUUGAUGAAAUAUUCAAGAUCAUUUGGAAUAACGUUUGUUUGUAUCAUAUUCCAUAUCAAUUACAUCUUGAAAGAUACUUAGAAGCAACAACUAAUGAAGAAACAUACAAAAUAAUUACAGAUUUCAAGAAUAGAGCACAAAAGUGA
Trichomonas vaginalis G3 is the source of this 327-nucleotide messenger RNA. RefSeq lists its product as uncharacterized. The transcript has a single exon. NCBI's taxonomy places the organism in Eukaryota, Parabasalia, Trichomonadida, Trichomonadidae. The record is from RefSeq and is a predicted model, not a curated record. The coding region runs from base 1 to 327 and encodes 108 amino acids.